This is a messenger RNA of Mycosarcoma maydis (corn smut), 1152 nucleotides long. RefSeq lists its product as uncharacterized. The record is from RefSeq and is a predicted model, not a curated record. Lineage: Eukaryota; Fungi; Basidiomycota; Ustilaginomycetes; Ustilaginales. Gene Ontology annotation, cellular component: F-actin capping protein complex; actin cortical patch. The transcript has a single exon. Bases 1 to 1152 code for a protein of 383 amino acids. Gene Ontology annotation, biological process: barbed-end actin filament capping; actin cytoskeleton organization. Gene Ontology annotation, molecular function: actin filament binding.
AUGUCCGCUUCAACCUCGACGCGGCUCAACGAGGCGCUUUCGCUUCUUGUCCAAUCGCCGCCUGGCCAGACCUCGCAGGUGUACCACGAUCUGCGCGGCAUCCUGUUCGAUGCGGAAUCCAACUCUACCGACAAGAUCGACGACUCGUCGCUCCAAUCGGCUGCAGCUGUCGCGCUCGAGGAAUACAACACGCAGCAGCUCGUCACCGCCACUCUGCCGGACGAUGCGUCGGCUGUUAUCAUCUGCCAGGCCGGUCAAGUGGCUGAUGCCAGCGCGACCGAGGUGGGCGUCAAGAGGUAUUUGCACGCUAAGCUCAAAAAGACGUUCUUGUUCGAUCACGUAAAGAGGACAGUAAGCGAUGUCAAAGAUGCACCGGAAAGCGUCGAUGCUGAGGUGGAAGCCACGAGAGCAGCGCUGGAACACGCGUUGGAGUCGUACGUCAAGGACAGGUAUCCAGACGGCGUGAGCAGCGUAUUUGCUGUCUCAAGUAUGCCAGUCAAAGACCAAGUCGAAUUUAACCAGCACGUCGGAACCGCGGCGGUGGAAAAUGCAAAGUCGACAGUCGAGAACACGGCUAAUGCCAGCGAUCACGAUGGCGCUGCUAUCGCUCAAGACGCUUCCAACAAGGACGACGACCAAGCACAAGUCAAAGCCGACGCAGUCGAUGCUGUCGCCACAGUCGAUACGGUCUCGUCGUCCGCUUUGACCUCAACGUCGGCUGCGCCUCAAGCCACGAGUCGAGUCAAGACCACGUUUGCGAUCCACCAUGUUGGAAAUCGAUUCAACCUCUCCAACUUCUGGUCUGGUCGAUGGCGUGCAUCGUAUACGCUUGAUGCGCACUCGACGCCUCGGACGUUGACUUGCUCCAUCACGGUGCAGGUGCACUACUUUGAAAAUGGAAAUGUACAGCUCAACGCUGCCAAGCCACGCACGUUUCACCUCUCGGCCAACGACGACAACUUGGUCCACCAAGUGGUGAGCGUGAUCGGCGCACACGAGGACGCCUGGCAGCACGCACUCGAACACACUUACGACGAGUUGGCCGAAUCAGCUUUCAAAGCUUUGAGGAGGCAGCUCCCGUUGACCAGGCAGAAGGUAGAUUGGGACAAGGUACUCAAUUACAAGCUGCGCGAUCAAUUGGCCAGAGCGUGA